This is a messenger RNA of Aspergillus novofumigatus IBT 16806, 2837 nucleotides long. RefSeq lists its product as uncharacterized. The record is from RefSeq and is a predicted model, not a curated record. The transcript has 2 exons. Lineage: Eukaryota; Fungi; Ascomycota; Eurotiomycetes; Eurotiales; Aspergillaceae. The coding region runs from base 1 to 2775 and encodes 924 amino acids.
AUGAGCUCACCGGCGGAGCAUUCGUCCGGCGAGCCUUCGCAUGGCCACAACUGGCCGAACCCUGCCCUUCGCCACCCCAGGUUCAAUCUCGCCGAGAUGCCUGAUCCACCCCCAAGCUGGAAGUUCCUUGGGGAGUCUGCGGACGUUGUCCUCCGUACGCGCAAGUACGUACGCGAGCAAAUGGUAGCUAUGCUCGACUUUUACAGCUGGGGAAUCGACACGGGGAUGCCAUCGCGGCUGACCAAUUUGAGAAUUCUGCAAGCUCUGUGGAAGAUCUUUUAUUACACGGCAGACUAUCACCGACCUCGAUCUUUCAGAGACCUUCUAGACUUUGAAGGCAAAGAUGGUGGCCCGAGACUGUUGUCUUGUGAGAUCGACCAUCCCUCUCUCCUGCCCAUCAGCAGAUACUACCCUGAUCCCCCGGCGCUGGACGGCACCACGCAGCCCGACUUUGUCAGACCGGCGAAUGCUGCAGCGAAUAUUCCCGAUACCUAUCUUGAGCGAAUGAACAAGCCCAGUCGUGACUUGGACAUUGCCGAAGCAGAAACACUAGGGUCAAGCCCGCCCGCGGUGGGCACGAUGAACCUUGGAGGUAAUGACAAUACUGCUGCAUUUCAGAGCAACAACCAGACAACGGCCGUGGUUAGUGCAGCAGCUGGGACGUUCGCAAACCCACCGCUUACAGCCCCUGCCAACCCAACGGGCAUCUUUAUACCUGCACCCGCUCCUUCUGCGGUCGUCCGUGUGCCUGGUCACAUGGCUCGAGAUAUCAUUGAGGACGUUGAAAAAGUCGUCAUGAGAUAUGCCUACUUGGAGCUUGAACGAGACGCCAGCGCUGCCCCACAGACCGUCGCACGGCCAUAUCUGACCGCUCUGCAUGAAGGAGACAUAUCCAAAGCCAUUGUUGGACUGCACCAUGCAAUUGCCCAAGUACGGCUCUCGUUGGAUCCGCACGACCCUACCAGAACGAUUAUUGAUCCCACCGGCAAUGACUAUCCCUGCCGAGGCAGAGGCCCUAUCUGGAAAAACAACUCGAGCACCAUCGACAGUCUGAUUGUUGUGGGCAAAUUGCUGGAUGCUGGGUCCACGGUUAUCGAUCGUAACAAGGCUGGAUGGGAGACCCGCUUCAGUGCACUGGAGCGAGCCUUUAUCGAGGCCACUGACGUCAAUUGGGAUGUCCUGUCUUUGGACGAAAAUUCAGAAAUGAGAGACCACUUUUGGGAUGUCGUCCAGGAGCAUGUAGCAGGCGUUCAGCCUGGAAUGCUCAGCCCUUUGUGGACUGUCUGGACUGAUUGCGCAGGGCACUUUGACCAGUUCCAUUUCACCACAUACCAAAACCUUCGUGGCCCCCGACCUGCGUCCGGGGACAUGCAUGGGGUGUGCAUGAGCGAGGUGAUGGCCCGUCCGUUCGCGCCGCUUCUUCAUGCGGAUUGUACGGCAUGCAACGCACCACAAUCUGUGACCAUCGAGCGAAGGUUUGACACUCUUCCCCUGCGCAUGGUGGUGGGACUUGACGAGCAGGUCUCAAUCAAAAACCAUGCCAAGGACAUCAUCUUCGACUUUUGUGACGGCGAUGGUCAGCUGCAAAAGGCCACAUACCGUUGGUUGGGAGGUAUCUACUAUAGGGAUUACCGGUAUCGCGUGUUCUGGACGGACACCAAGAGAGGCGAGACCGACCAUGGCUUCCUCAAGAUGUAUGACAGUACAAUGAACUCGGGCCUGAUCAUCGGCGAUAUUCCACCAGCCCAUAAGGAUGAGAGGGUACCUCCUGAAUGGUGGAGAAACACCUCGGUGCCAUUCCUCGUUUACGAACGAGUCAUGGACCCGGAACCGGAAGUAUUCAGUCUUGCGUAUCACUCGUUGCUUGACAUGAUGAAGGUGAAAAUGGAGGGCAAACUGGUUGCCCAGGAGCAUACGCCCUGGACCAGAGCCGAGCCUACUCUUCCCACGCAGUCACCUCCCUGGGACCGAAUUUUGCCCAACGCAGACCGCUUCAAGCUUGCAACAGAUGGUGAGACAGAGGAACAGGAACAGAGCGUUAGUGUGCACAGUCAGACUUCCGUCAGCUCGGCUGGCCACUCGUCAGGCCGCUCGUCCGGCCCUGAUCUACCCUCCGCUCCAACAUCAGUCAGAUCUUCUAUGCGAGUAUCGCCCGUUCCAACAGGGAUGAAGCAGGCUGCAUACGCGCAGGCUCCCACCACAUACACCUCCGCAACACCAGCGACCAUCGGGCCGUUUGUCUCGACUUUUGCAACGGCGCAACCUGUAGGCGUGAACCCAUUCGAGAUCAACCCGCCAAUGAACACGACUAGCCUAUUCAGCGGCUUCAAUCGCAGAAGCAACAGCCCGCAGAACGCCUUCAGCAAUUUUGCCAAUUUCACAAACACGCUCAUGAUGCAGCCGACCGGCGACCCCAGCGCAAUGUCGAUUUCGCCCACGCAACAAUUCUUCUGGAUCCCAUCUGCGUCGAACAGCCCCGAGAAACAGAAAAAUCAGUCGUCACCGGACAUGAUGGCGGGAUUCGCGGUGUGUGGUGCCGUGCAGCCAAUUUAUAUGCGUGUGUCGCCGAAGCGAGCCAUCGAAGAGGUGCAGGACAAUAGCGUCAACAAUAAUCGCAGCGAAAGCAACAAUGUCAACGGUACUACGGGUGAUGGCGAUGGUGACAAUGGUACAGCAGACACUACGAUGGGACCGCCUCCUAGAAAAAGAGCACGAACUCGGGCUGAACGGACCGAACGAGUCGGUACCAGGAAAAGCGCAAGGCUCAGUAGAUGAUUUAGGUGAGGUUCUGCUUGUUCGUUUUGCUUUGGGUUGGAGUUUGCUAGCCUGUUGCAGCU